Prionailurus viverrinus (fishing cat) is the source of this 1545-nucleotide messenger RNA. It is a transcript of the gene SUPT3H, whose product is annotated as SPT3 homolog, SAGA and STAGA complex component. Bases 316 to 1446 code for a protein of 376 amino acids. NCBI's taxonomy places the organism in Eukaryota, Metazoa, Chordata, Mammalia, Carnivora, Felidae. The transcript has 12 exons. Gene Ontology annotation, biological process: transcription by RNA polymerase II. The record is from RefSeq and is a predicted model, not a curated record. Gene Ontology annotation, molecular function: transcription coactivator activity; protein heterodimerization activity.
GGAGCUGGCGUGGCUGGGGCGUGUUAAGGAGCACCUUCCGCGCCUCAUCUGGGUAGUGUUUUGCGGGGAGGAACCCUUAGAGAAGGAAAGUGCUUUAUGCCCGGGGCGGAAGAAGAGUUAAGUAGCGUUAGUAGAAGCCUAGCAUCCAGGAAAAGGGAAAGAUCGACUCUGUUUUCUGUGGGCUGAGCCCACAUCUGUGACCCCUGCGGAAAUUACCGAGCCUGCGUUUGCCGGGUGUUCCGGUCUGUAAAUGGGGGUGGUAGUAGCCUAGCCCAGAAUUGCCCCGAUUAUGUGAUCCGGCACUGAUCAAAUUACAUGCUAACGAUGAAUAAUACUGCAGCCAGCCCAAUGUCUGCUGCCACUUCAAGUAGUGGAAGAAGUGCGGGGAAGUCGGUAAGCUUUGCAGCAGAAUUACAGAGUAUGAUGUUUUCUUUAGGUGAUGCUAGGAGGCCUCUUCAUGAAACAGCAGUUUUGGUAGAAGAUGUGGUACACACACAGUUAAUUAAUCUGUUACAGCAAGCUGCUGAAGUUUCUCAGCUUCGGGGAGCCAGGGUAAUCUCUGCCGAAGACCUUCUGUUUUUGAUGCGCAAAGAUAAGAAAAAACUGAGAAGACUGCUAAAGUACAUGUUUUUCCGAGACUACAAAUCCAAGAUUGUCAAGGGCAUCGAUGAGGAUGAUCUUCUGGAAGACAAACUGAGUGGCAGCAAUAAUGCAAACAAAAGACAAAAAAUUGCCCAAGACUUUCUCAACUCUAUUGACCAAACAGGAGAACUCUUGGCAAUGUUUGAAGAUGAUGAAGUUGAUGAAGUUAAACAAGAAAGAAUGGAGAGAGCAGAAAGGCAAACUCGAAUUAUGGAUUCAGCUCAAUAUGCAGAAUUCUGUGAAAGUCGACAAUUAAGUUUCUCCAAAAAAGCCUCCAAAUUUCGAGACUGGUUGGACUGCAGCAGUAUGGAGAUAAAACCCAAUGUUGUCGCUAUGGAAAUUUUAGCAUAUUUAGCAUAUGAAACUGUGGCACAGUUAGUGGACCUGGCUCUUCUUGUGAGGCAGGACAUGGUAACCAAGGCAGGAGACCCCUUCAGCCAUGCCAUUUCUGCAACCUUCAUUCAGUAUCACAACUCUGCUGAGGGGUCUAGCAUGAAGUCCUACCCAGAAUCUCCUGAGACCACGCCUCCUCCCACACCAACAGCCCCAUCAUCUGGGUCACAGCACUCAGGGAAAACCACAGCAGGAUCCCUUGGGAAUGGGAGUGCUGGACAAGACUUGACUAAAACCAAGCAAAGGAAAAGAAAAAAGAGCACUGCGGCCUGUGGUGUUGAGGCUCACAGCGAUGCCAUCCAGCCCUGCCACAUCAGAGAGGCUGUUCGACGCUACGGCCACAAGAUUGGCCCCCUUUCCCCAUUCACAAGUGCCUACCGCAGGAAUGGGAUGGCUUUUCUGGCCUGCUGACGGGACUUGUGACUAUAACAACAGGAAAGGCAUGUUAUAUUAAGGUGAUUUCUGUUCCCCUCUUUGGACAAAAUAAAAUACAAGUUUACCUUCUCUGUA